AUGCAAAUAAACACAAACUAUGAUGGUCUGGUUAUGCCCAACCACCACCUUCUUUCCACGUCUUACAACUCACACAACUCGUACAGUUAUCAACAAGAUCACAAUUUAUUAUCGUUAGCCAAUGGUCUCGGUCAAUCACCAUAUCUCCCCGCCGAAGAUUUGACCUUAUGCUUUGAUGGUUUAGCGGUAAGAUCUCCUACCGGCUCCUUUUAUUCAAACCAUAAUGGCGGAAUCUAUUCUCCUCAACAAAUUCAUAGUCCCGUCAAUAUUGGAAGUCCUCGCCUCGGUUACGGCAGUCCAAAUUCUCCCGUCUUUUUUGGUGGCUGUAGUCCGCAAUCCACCCAAUUUAAUCAGGCCAACUUUUCCAAUACCAAUGACCAAUUUGUCCCUUCUGGAUCCUAUGCUGGCGACCCUAUCAAUGGUUCAUUUAACAAUCACAACUCAUUUAUGGGUGGCUCUUCAUUUAACAACAACAAUAACUCAUUUGUUGGUAGUCCUUCAUUCAACAAUAACAAUUCAUUUGUUGGCAGUCCCAAUUCGCCCACACAAUUCCUCAAUAGUCCAUCAUUGGCACCUUCAUAUGUAAACAGUCCCUCUUUAGCCCCCACCACUAACACCACCACACCUUACACUACUGAACUUGGCAUUGAUACUUCCUUUCAUCAAGGAUCGUAUGGAUUCACGUAUCUUUCUCCGUCGUUACCCCCACAACAAACUCAGCUCUCACCUAUAAAUAGUCCUUCUCCCACGGGCAGCUAUCACAAUAACUUGUAUUUAUUCCCUCCCAACGCCACCACCAACAAUAACAAUAACUAUUCACGGCCUACUUCGCCUGUACCUGAUGACGUGAUCUUGACUGCAUCUGAAGUCAAUGAUUAUAUCAAUUCACCUUAUCUCUCGCCUUCAGUCUCGACCACGACAGGGCCAUUGACGAUGCAAGGACAAGACGUAUUUGGAACACCAGAUGAUAUGGAACUAUACCCAACCUCCAUUGUCACACCUUCCUCGCCACAAGCACAGCCACACUUGUUUUUCUCGGAUGAGGAUGGGGAAGAGGAUGGGGAGUAUGACGAAGAGGAGGAAGAUGAAGAGAUAGAAAAACGGGCGGCGGUGCGCAACAAGAUUCAAAUGACGCCUUCGGGAAGAAGAGCCAAGAUCCAUAAAUGUCCUUAUUGCAAUCAUACCAGUAACCGAGCCAACAAUAUGCGCGAACAUACACAAAUUCAUAACCCCAAUCGACCCAAACCUCAUGCCUGUAAAAUCUGUAAUCGUGCUUUUGCUCGUAAACAUGAUAUGAAUCGACAUCAUAUUGCUUGUAAGAAAAACAAGGCUGGAAAUAAUCGUUAUAUUGUCACAUAG
This is a messenger RNA of Mucor mucedo, 1359 nucleotides long. RefSeq lists its product as uncharacterized. The record is from RefSeq and is a predicted model, not a curated record. Lineage: Eukaryota; Fungi; Mucoromycota; Mucoromycetes; Mucorales; Mucoraceae. The coding region runs from base 1 to 1359 and encodes 452 amino acids. The transcript is spliced from 2 exons.